CGACGAACAACGUGGUGACGUCACGGUCACCUAGCGACCACCGUCUCCUAGCGACGGGGAACAACCGCCUCUCGGGCCCAGGGGAACGAGCCGCUACCGGUCCCGGUCCGGUCCUUACCGCCUCUCUCGGGCCCAGGGGGAUCCCCAGCCUCAUCAUGUCGGACACACUCAUCAUCCAGCCUGACGAGAAGUCCAUCACCGUCAACUCCGAUGUCGCCGAGGAGAGAAUCGCCGCCCGCCGCAUCCGGAUCGCCGAGCGGCAGGAGGAGAAGCGACGGGAAGCAAUGGAGAGAAUUUAUGGUAUUGAGGAAGAGGAAAAAGAGGAUUUAAGUAAAAGCUGCAAGCAGAUUGUGGACUCGCAUCAGAAAUUGAUUCAACUGCGAAGAGAUGGGACAUCAUUGGUUACAAAUGUGCAAAUUGCAGAAAACUCAAGAGAGAUACUGCGGAGAAGCACAGAAAGAGAAAUGCAAAAGCAUAGGACUGCAAAGCUGGAAAAUGAAGCAACAUUGAGUGAAGAAAAAUUUGAGGUCAUCACAAAGAAAUGGCUAACGGCAAAAGCCCGUAAGAUUCCACAGGAUCUGCGUGACAUUCUUAUCAAGCAGCAACAGAGCUGUUCUGAGUUAAUUGACGGGAAAACCAAGCUGAUUAACACUUUGCAGAAGGAAUUAAAGUUAAGUGAUGACCAGUAUGUGAAAGACCUAAAGAAAGCAGCUGAUGACAUUGUUCUGUUGUUAGAAAGAAUGGAAGAACAAAUAAAGACCUUAACAAGAUCCUAUAGAGCGGAAUUGAUACAAAUUGAGAAAGCAUUUCAGUUGGAACGUCAUGAGCUAAUCAAAAGUAAUCUUGUAAUGUGGGAAAAGAAAAUGCAGAUGCGAAGAGACAAAGAGAUUGAGUUUCUGAUGGCUCGAAUGAACAAAGUGGAGCAGUAUGAGAAUCAACUUCAGCAGUUGCGAGUUCAAGAUGCAGAGGAAUAUAACAUGAUAAAAAUUAAGUUGGAGACUGACGUAGAGAUUCUCGAGCAGCAGCUAGAGCAGAUGAAAGCUGUAUACCAACUAAACCAAGAAAAACUUGAGUACAACUUCCAGGUGUUGAAGAAACGUGAUGAAGAGAACACAGUCACAAAAUCUCAACAGAAAAGGAAGAUUACCAGGUUACAUGACAUUCUGAACAGGUUGAUGGGAAGAUUGGCUAAACAGGAGAAAAUGUAUCGCGAAGAGAAUCAGAAUCUAAGUGACCAGUAUAAGCGGACGGUAGAACUAUAUAAAGACCUACAGAAGAAAAUGAGACAUUUUGCUGCAAUUGAUGCAAAAAAAUUUGAAGGUGUUUGGUUAAUGAAUGAGAAAGAAGCAAAGGAAUUAGUCAGAAAGGCCCUUGAUGUUGACCGAAUAAUUCAUGAGCAGCAAUUGGGCUUGAGUUGGACAAGUCCAGAUCUGUGUUUUAUGAACAAUGUUGGGCCAAUUGUAUGCAAGGCUAAGAAGAAAAGAACAGCUGCUGAGUUGGCAGAAGAAGUUAUUCUCGGAGCAAGAAAAAGGGAAAGAGAUUUGGACGAUGGAACAGAAACAGAUACAGUCCAGGAAUCAUCAUGGUGGAAUGCUCUUUUCCAAAACAUUUGUUAUUCAGCUAGUGAGGAAAAAGCAUUGGAGUUAUGUGGUGGAACACCUGGAAAUAUCUCCUUGUCGACUGUCAAAACAUUGCUAGAAGUCUUGUGUGAUGAGUCUGGUUUUCUGAUUGAAAGCAAGCUUCUUAAAAUUCUUGCUCCCCUCAAGAAGGAUGAACAAUCGCUAAUAAAACUGGAUGCCAUUUUUGCUGCUUUAGGAUUAGAGAAUGAAGAUGAUAUCAUCAAGUUGACAGAGUUCUUCAUAAAGCAUUGUAAAUCUUCGAAACAUGAAUUAGAUAAGGAGACUGAUGUAUUAUUGAAGAGACUUGAUAAAGAAGUACAAGAAGAAUUUGUGGCUAGUGUAGAGAUGCAACAACAUGGUAUGAUACCAGCAGAAGAGGAAGAAGUUUGUGUAACUGAAACAGAUGAGCGAGAGGCUCAUGUUUGUGCAGAUCUGCAAGCUGAGCAUCAUUUAGAACUUGUUCACCCUAAUGACAUCCUCAAAACUUUAAGACUUUUCCUUGAAGACGUUCAGCAAUCAAGGGAAAAAUCACAACCCAAAGUGACCACUGUGAAGGAAAGGGAUAGCUCUGAGGAUAGUGCUUAUUGGGCUGCUAUGGCAAAUAUCAUACUAGAAAACAAAUUAAAGAUCUGGAAUUAUCUAAGCAAUGCACUGGAAAAAUAUUAGUCAUCUCCUCUGCCCUGAAGCUCUUCAGCC
This is a messenger RNA of Chiloscyllium plagiosum (whitespotted bambooshark), 2315 nucleotides long. The record is from RefSeq and is a predicted model, not a curated record. NCBI's taxonomy places the organism in Eukaryota, Metazoa, Chordata, Chondrichthyes, Orectolobiformes, Hemiscylliidae.